GUAAAAGAAGAGGCUGCCAUAUUGCGGUGAUACAGCGACUUUACUGAAUCUGAAACACCGUUAGCUUCCUACAGUCACAAUGCUUUCUUCUCAAACGUUUGGCGACCCUGGGAAAAUGAAAGAUUAUCAUUAUACUGGUCCAGUAGAGCACCGGUUCUCACCGUACGCUUUCAACGGAGGGACCGUACUAGCUGUUGCUGGGGAAGACUUCGCCAUUGUAGCUUCAGACACCAGGCUGAGUGAAGGCUACUCCAUCCACAGCCGCGACUCUCCAAAAUGCUACAAACUGACAGACACAACCGUCAUUGGCUGCAGCGGUUUCCAUGGCGACUGCUUGACUCUGACCAAAAUCAUUGAUGCCAGACUAAAGAUGUACAAACACUCAAAUAAUAAGACGAUGACCUGUGGUGCCAUCGCAGCCAUGUUGUCCACCAUCCUGUACGGCAGGAGGUUUUUUCCCUACUACGUCUACAACAUCAUCGGAGGUCUGGAUGAAGAGGGCAAGGGAGCAGUGUACAGUUUUGACCCCGUGGGCUCCUACCAGAGAGACACCUACAAGGCUGGAGGAUCAGCAAGUGCCAUGCUACAGCCGCUGCUGGACAACCAGAUUGGAUUCAAGAACAUGGAGGGUGUCCAGCACGUCCCUCUGACUCAGGACAAAGCGGUUCAGCUGGUCAAGGAUGUCUUCAUCUCGGCCGCAGAGAGAGAUGUCUACACCGGGGACGCUCUUCGGGUCUGCAUCAUCACUAAAGAGGGCAUCAGUGAGCAGACUAUACCUCUGAGGAAGGACUGAGGAGGAUGUUCCUCUCUCUGCUUUUCUCUUUGGUCUGUUCUUUCCACACUCACCUGUUGGUUUUGGCCCCUUUACAGGAAGUUUCUUAAAAUAGGAGUGUUGUUCCAGAAACUGUUUCUAUUGGCCUUUUCAGCCAGGUUCAAUCUUGGAAGCGGAUUUUCCUUUUUUUUAAUGUCCUCUUACAAUUUACAUAUUUUUUUUCUGCUGCUUUCCACAGUUAUCAACUUCAGUCUCUGUUAUUAUUACAUCCUCGUAUUUGUGGUCUAGUAACCUGAUUCUAGAUCAGCACUCCUGUUCUUGAGAAGCCAGAAACUCUCUCUUCACUCAUUCAACCUGCCUAGACUCUUCCUCUGUUUGAGAUGCAUUAUGUUUCUGAAGGAUACAUACUCUGCUGUUAUUUUUACAUUCUUAAUAAAUAUAAAGAAUUGGAA
Messenger RNA from Plectropomus leopardus (leopard coralgrouper), 1224 nucleotides. RefSeq names its product proteasome 20S subunit beta 1 (gene psmb1). Lineage: Eukaryota; Metazoa; Chordata; Actinopteri; Perciformes; Serranidae. Gene Ontology annotation, cellular component: cytoplasm; proteasome core complex; nucleus. The record is from RefSeq and is a predicted model, not a curated record.